Messenger RNA from Eutrema salsugineum, 1698 nucleotides. RefSeq lists its product as uncharacterized. The transcript has 6 exons. The record is from RefSeq and is a predicted model, not a curated record. NCBI's taxonomy places the organism in Eukaryota, Viridiplantae, Streptophyta, Magnoliopsida, Brassicales, Brassicaceae. Bases 254 to 1450 code for a protein of 398 amino acids. Gene Ontology annotation, molecular function: lipid binding.
AGAAAUGUGUCUGUGUGUUGGCGUAUAGAAGAAACGAGAGGUGGAGGGGUGUGAGAGAAGAUUGCAUCGAAGUGCGAAAUUGGGCCUAGAGUAAUCCAACUAUCUCCCAAAUCCUAAUCCUUAUCCUCUUCUCUCUCUCUUUUAUUCUCCCAUUUUGCUCAAUCUCUUCUCGACUCCUCCCUCCCAAGAGGCCAAGACCCCAAUCCGAUUCCGUCGAGGGGUUCUUCUCUCAAUCUAUUCUGGGUUGGUCAAGAUGGGAUUGAGUUCCUUGUUGUUCGAGCUUCACAUCCCCGGCUUCUCUGACCUUUUAGUACUUGCUGCACCACUCUGGAUUGCCGUCGCUGCCGGGGUUUUGGUGGGUUGGGUUUGGAGGCCCAAGUGGGCUUAUCUCACCUCCGGAGAUGUUAAACUCCAAUUGUCCGAUUCACCCAAUUUCUUCAGCUUCACCUUCAACCCCCUCAACCUUCAGCUUCCCACUUCCGUCCUCAAGACCUCUUCUCCUGAUCCUCCCAGCCUUUCUCCCCAACCCCAGGCUGAGAAAGAGAAAUCCGGGUUUGUAACGGAAGAUGAUUUUAGGCAUCUAUGGAAGUUGGUUGAGGUCAAAGAUGGCGGCCCUGCUUGGAUUCAAAUGAUGGACCGAUCAACCCCAACCUUCUCAUAUCAAGCUUGGAGGCGAGAUCCUGAGAAUGGGCCUCCCCAGUACCGUAGCAGAACUUUGUUUGAGGAUGCCACUCCCGAGAUGGUGAGGGACUUCUUUUGGGAUGAUGAGUUCCGUUCCAAGUGGGAUGAUAUGCUUUUGUAUUCUUCUACUCUGGAGCAUUGCAAGGACACGGGCACUAUGGUUGUGCAGUGGGUGCGGAAGUUCCCCUUCUUUUGUAGCGACAGGGAGUAUAUUAUAGGUCGUCGCAUUUGGGAUGCUGGCCGAGUGUUUUACUGCAUUACAAAGGGAGUACAAUACCCGUCUGUACCAAGGCAAAACAAGCCAAGGCGAGUCGACUUAUACUAUUCCAGCUGGUGCAUCCGUGCAGUUGAAUCGAAAAGAGGCGAUGGUGAGAUGACAUCGUGUGAGGUACUACUAUUUCACCAUGAAGAUAUGGGAAUACCGUGGGAACUUGCAAAGCUCGGGGUGAGACAAGGGAUGUGGGGUGCGGUGAAGAAAAUUGAGCCAGGGUUACGUGCCUAUCUGAGGGCCAAAGCAGAGGGAGCAGGUUUAUCCCCAAGUGCCCGAAUGGCUCACAUCAACACCCAAGUGAGUGCGGAGAAGUUCAUGAAUGAGAGGGAUUCGAUAGCAGAGGUUGCAGCAGAGAAGCCGACGGGGAAAGCCAUACCAAAGCUACUAGUGGUGGGAGGGGCCAUUGCGCUUGCAUGUACGCUGGACAAAGGGCUGUUGACAAAGGCGGUAAUAUUCGGAGUAGCCAGAAGAUUUGCAAGAAUGGGGAAAAGGAUGUAGGAGGGAGUGUACGUGGUGUAAGUAGACACACAGAGAGAGAGAGAGCGAAUGAUGGGUGGAAGGGUUUCUCUCCUUAUUGCAAUUUGAAUAGAGAAAGGCUGUCUCUUUAGCAGUCUUGGUGGAUGAUGUAUCAAAUAUCAAUCAUGUAAUAGUGGUAACGAGAAAAGGAAGCGAGAGUUUAUUCUUACAGUGAUGAAUUUCUGAUGAUUCCAAGCUGUCUAAUAAACAUACCCAUAGUUUCUUGUCUA